Molecule: messenger RNA, 1166 nt
Organism: Aspergillus versicolor CBS 583.65
Lineage: Eukaryota; Fungi; Ascomycota; Eurotiomycetes; Eurotiales; Aspergillaceae
Product: type 1 glutamine amidotransferase domain-containing protein
Exons: 4
Coding region: 357-1064 (235 amino acids)
Molecular function (GO): glyoxalase III activity
Source: RefSeq, a predicted model, not a curated record
GGUAUCAGCGGGGCACAGCUGGUCAAGAAAAGACGGUGUAGCCCAACAUACUGGGGCAAUAGUGGCCGUUGAGCUGCUUCUGUCUGCUUCUAGUGUCUCAUUUACUGCCGAUCAAGAUUAUCCCAGCAACGCGUGGUGGGGGACCUUGAGAAGGCGGGUCCGAAAGCAGUUUAAUGUCCGCCGAAAAGGGCGAGUGUGGGUUCUGCAGGCCGAUCAGUGAAAUCAUCCGUGGAUCCAUGAUGUCAAUGCCCCGCGGUAUAAAACCCUCCUUUACCCUCACUUCACUUAACACGACAAUAUUCCACUUCGUUGAAUACAAUUGAAUACACACCAAUCUAUUAAUCCCCUAUUGCAAAAUGGCACCCAAGAUCCUCAUCGUCCUCACCUCCUUCGACAAGAUCGAAGCCAACAACCACCCCACCGGCUGGUUCCUGCCCGAAUUCGCACACCCCUGGGAAGUCCUCCACCCCAAGGCCGAACUCACCAUCGCCUCCCCCAAUGGCGGCACCGCACCCCUCGACCCCUCCUCCGUCGCCAUGUUCGAGAAGGACCCCGUCUCAGUCAAAUUCCUCACGGAGCAAGAAGCCCUCUGGAAGAACACGGAAAAGCUGACUGACGUACUCCCUCGCGCAUCCGAGUUCGACGCCAUUUUCUACGUCGGCGGUCACGGCCCAAUGUUCGACCUCACAACGGACAAGACCUCCAUCGCACUAAUCCAGACCUUCGCAAACGCGCGCAAGCCCGUCGCAGCCGUCUGCCACGGCCCCUGCGUGUUCCUCAACGUAACCACGCCCUCGGGCAAGCCCAUCGUGGCGGACGCAGAAGUCACCGGGUUCUCGAACACCGAGGAGGACCAGGUUGAUCUGAGCAAGGUGAUGCCGUUUAUGCUGGAGGAUGAGCUGCAGAAGAAGUCUGGCGGGAAGUAUGUCAAGGCGGACCAGCCUUGGGGCGAGAAGGUUAUUGUGGCCAAGGUUGCGGAGCUGGGAGGACCGUUGAUUACAGGGCAGAACCCGGCUAGUGCGACGGGGGUUGGGGAGGCUAUUCUUAAGGCUUUGGGGGUGUAAUUUCGGAUAUGAAUAUGAUAUAUAAUGUUUAUUGUCUGUCCAUGGAGUGGCAGCAUGAUUAUGGUAGUGGUGUAUCAAGUGACGGUCAGAUCUAGCUAGAUA